UUGUUUCGAUAUUAACUUCCUUACAGAUAUUGUUAAACAUUAUGUGCAAUAUAAUACGUAUCUUGGAGUUCAGUGUUUGUAGACCGCCGAUGAAGGAGAGACGUGUGGUUUUGAUUGUUUUUGGGUCACUCGUGAUGACUCAUCGGAUUCCAUUAGCAGACUGAAAAUGGCUGAAGGAGGAAUCGAACAUAGUGUGUCAGACACUGAGGGCGUUCCCAGAAACAGCAGCCUACACAGUGAUCACUCAGGGAAUUAUGUCGAAAAAACGUCCGUUGAAGUCUGCUAUAUAAUGACACAUCUGGGAUACGGAGAGGAAAUCAGACGGAGAAGAAUUUUGAAGCACAGGGAGAAGGAUAGUAUAAGGAAUGCGAGGCGUGUUACAAAUCGACCCUAUAUGAUCACAGCUGGAAGCAAGGCUGAGGGUCUGUCCUUCUUUUACGAAAGCGACCAUGACUUUUUAUUCAUACUGAACGUUGUCCUCUGUGUGGAAGUUGGAGUUGAUCUACACACCAUACCAGACGACAUAGAAGUUUACAGGAUGAAUACACGUGUUUACCCUGGGCACUGCAGGAUGUUACUGGAGAGACAAGGUUCUACACGUUUAGAUGUAAUUCAGAAGGCUCUAUAUGAUGACGGCAAAGGACACACUAUGCUUAGCAGUGGUUUAUUUGUUGAUGAAUUUGCGAAAACUAAAUCACUUGGGGUCCUACGGGAACUUGCAGGCCCGCCAGUACCGAGGACAAUAAACGGGCGUAUCAAUAUGGACUAUGUAUCCGCAAUACCGUGUCAAUGUCCAAGUAUCAUGCAGCGUUGGGCUGAACGACCUCGAAAUUGGCCGACCCCAGAUGUCGUCCGGAAAGUCGUAUCUUUGGGAUCUUUUGUUACCCCGGUAGGGUUUAAAGAGAGUGAGUAUAAAUUCUUAGAGUGGAGGAUUUGCUUUAACACGGGUGAAACAGAACUCGUUAACAAUCUUAGCACAACACAGGCGAAAUUGUAUGUACUUUUAAAAAUGAUCGUGAAAGAUAGACUUAAUCCAAAGAAAAAAGAGGUAACAUCAUACGUGCUGAAAAAUAUAAUAUUAUGGCAAGCUGAAAGCAAUUCACCCACACUAUUUCAAGAAAAUAAAUUGUUCCAUUGGCUGCAUGACGCAAUGAGAACACUCAAAACUGCAAUAGCCUUUACACAGCUGCCAUACUACAUGAUCCCUGACCGAAAUCUGAUGGCGGCCUGUGGAUUGCAGGAUGAACAGGGCGUAAAUGGGUAGCAGUUAUCACGGACAUGAUGGAGGAAGGGCCAAGUGUGAUUCUGAGAUUGCCGAAGAUACGACAAGCAAUUAUCGGUCACCCAGAGCCGCUUCUGUGGUUCAGCAAGAGAAGGAUGAUACUAGAGAUGAUAGAUUUGGAAUGGAGGUUAAGAAUCGGGCAAUGUAGAGAUGAGAACGGAGUGUGUGAUUACUCGGAUAUCAUCCUGCAGAAGUUAAAGAGACGGCGAGCUUCGAUAUUGAAAAUUGUCGGUAUACGAAUGUUUAUGGAAGGCAGCGCUCCGAAAGACAUAUUGCGAAGAAUGUUGAGUUGAAAUGAAUUGACCGGAUAUGUUCAUUCGACCGCAAAUGUACAUAGAGAAUAUUAUGUUAGUUUUGGAUAAAGAUCAUGUUUAUCAUGGAGGCUUAGAACCGAUGCAGCGCGAGGCUUACCGAGCGCUAACAUGGUUCGAGCCUAGCAUGAUAAACUUGAUCUUUAUCUUAAACUCACACAAUACUCUAUUUAUCCUAUUAUUUCCUCCCUAUUUUCCAUUAAUACUUAUCAAAUAUCGCAUUUUUUGACGAUUUUGUUUUUCCGUAGUUGACAAAAACAGAUUCUCCAAUUUUUGGAAAACCCCAAAUCUGAUCUAAAAAUAGUGAUAGUAUAAAGCUCAAGUUUAUACGAUCGUUGUUAUACUAUCAAUUUUGAUCUGGUAAUAGGAUAAAAAUGGAUUUACGCGGGUUGAAUUAGGUUUGUUAUGGCAAGUUAAAGCAUUUAGAAAACUUGCAGUGAAAUAACAGCCUCUCAAUGAUUUGUAAUACUGUAUGUAGUAGAAUUAAUUAAAAUGAAAAGUUACAGCAAGAUUCGAUCACAUCGGGUAUGACUAGGAUGAUAAAAGGGCUGUUUGCGUUUACUUACAUGUACACAUUCAGACAAAAUUGUAUGUAAGUUUAAAAAUCAUUGUGAAAAAGUACUCAAACCAGACAAUUUAUUGUAAAUAACAUCAUAUGUGAUGCAAAAAUAUAAUAUUAGCCAGCUGAGUACAAUUCACCUGCAUUUUUUCACAAAGGACUUGAAGCCCCUUGUUAAAUGACGCCAUUGGAACAAUCAGAACUGAAAUAUCCUCUACACAGUUGUAAUAUUCUUGAGCAAAAUGUGAAUGCAGCUUGUGGAUUUCGUGAUGAACAACAUAGUGAAUGGGAAGCAAAUAUCAUGGACAUGAUGGGUUACUCCAGUCCUAGAUUGUCGAACAUAUGAUAAUAAUGAGAUGAAGUGAUAUAUUUUAUUCAUCAUGCAUGUAACAACUAUUUUUUAUUUGUAUGCUUAUAGCGAACUGUAAGACUAUGCUUUUUAUAAAUACACAAAGAAA
Molecule: messenger RNA, 2610 nt
Organism: Dreissena polymorpha
Lineage: Eukaryota; Metazoa; Mollusca; Bivalvia; Myida; Dreissenidae
Exons: 3
Coding region: 167-1264 (365 amino acids)
Source: RefSeq, a predicted model, not a curated record